CAUCUCAUCGCACCAGACUUCAACAAUAUUUCAUACCAUCAAACACUUACUUUCCUCUUGAUAUAAACCAUGGCAGCUUCUACGAUGGCUCUUUCUUCCCCUUCUUUUGCUGGACAGGCAGUCAAACUCUCACCCUCUGCCUCAGAAAUCACUGGAAAUGGAAGGAUCACUAUGAGAAAGGCUGUCGCCAAGUCUGCCCCAUCUAGCAGCCCAUGGUAUGGCCCUGACCGUGUUAAGUACUUGGGCCCAUUCUCUGGUGAGUCCCCAAGCUACUUGACCGGUGAAUUCCCUGGUGACUACGGGUGGGAUACCGCUGGACUUUCAGCAGACCCUGAAACCUUUGCCAAGAACCGUGAACUAGAGGUGAUCCACUGCAGAUGGGCUAUGCUUGGUGCUCUUGGAUGUGUCUUCCCUGAGCUAUUGUCCCGUAACGGUGUCAAGUUCGGUGAGGCUGUGUGGUUCAAGGCCGGAUCCCAGAUCUUCAGCGAGGGUGGACUUGACUACUUGGGCAACCCAAGCUUGGUCCAUGCACAGAGCAUCUUGGCCAUCUGGGCUUGCCAAGUUGUCUUGAUGGGA
Molecule: messenger RNA, 576 nt
Organism: Solanum stenotomum
Lineage: Eukaryota; Viridiplantae; Streptophyta; Magnoliopsida; Solanales; Solanaceae
Product: chlorophyll a-b binding protein 1B, chloroplastic-like
Exons: 1
Biological process (GO): photosynthesis, light harvesting in photosystem I; response to light stimulus
Cellular component (GO): chloroplast thylakoid membrane; chloroplast envelope; plastoglobule
Source: RefSeq, a predicted model, not a curated record